Messenger RNA from Guyanagaster necrorhizus, 1328 nucleotides. RefSeq names its product DUF1183-domain-containing protein. The coding region runs from base 267 to 1094 and encodes 275 amino acids. The record is from RefSeq and is a predicted model, not a curated record. Gene Ontology annotation, biological process: regulation of store-operated calcium entry. Gene Ontology annotation, cellular component: endoplasmic reticulum membrane. NCBI's taxonomy places the organism in Eukaryota, Fungi, Basidiomycota, Agaricomycetes, Agaricales, Physalacriaceae. The transcript has 6 exons.
AGACAUUCGCCUGAUUGUUAUUGCGAGCGGUUUUGUACUGGGCGAGGGCGUUACGAGCAUUGUAUCUUUGAUACUUCGGACAUUCGGUGUCGGCGUUGCUUCAUGCUGGGGCUGCGGCCACGGUCUGUGUGGGGGAUGUCCUGUAUGAUAUACAUCACUUGUAAAAUAUAGAAAUAGUAGAGCCGGCGAUCGGAACACGUCGGUGCCACGACAUCCAUACUGAACCAUAAGUAGUAGACAGUGGCACUUCCUAAAUUCAUGCCAUCAUGUCUCGACAACAAUUAGCGAAAAUCCCCUCUUUGACAUUUUACAAGGAUGAACUGACGAACUCGCGUCGGACUGCCCCGAUAUCGCAGCUGACUUGUGUAGGGAAACCGUGUAAAUUAUACACGCCCGACGUUGUGCGCUGCACCAAUCUAGGAGGCACGGGUACAGAUGUCGACUGGAAGUGCGAGGCCGACUUGCCGGAAUCCUUACGGUUCGGUAGAGUGGAAGUUUCUUGUGAAGGGUGGACAAGCCCCGGCGACUCUUUUGUUCUCAAAGGAUCCUGCGGAUUAGAAUAUCGUCUUGUUCACGUUCCAGGUUCUCUGAGAAACCCAGAGUCGCAAAGCAGCAUGAGAGAUUGGUUUCGUUCUCUCGAUGUUUCCGAGAUUGUGUUCAGUAUUCUCUGGACCGCUGUACUCGCAUUGAUAACAUACAGUUUCCUGAAAUCAUGUUUUGGUCAACCAACAAUCACCAACCGCCGGCCACAAAACCAUGGCCCCUCCGGAUGGUUUCCCGGGAGCUACGGUGACGAUUAUGCCCCUCCUCCCCCCUACACGAAAAGUCCUGCAGAUCAAGGUUGGAGGCCAGGAUUCUGGACUGGAGCGGCUCUGGGCGGCUUGGGUGCUCACUUCUUUAAUAAUCGGCGUCCACGAAACGAAGAACCUCCGCCCCGUCCAACAAGACGGUUCUGGGACUGGGAAAAUAGUCGGGCAUCUAGCAUUUUAGGAAGGAGGGGAGCAAAUUACGAAUUUGAAAAUCGUGGAGAAGGGCCGUCGAACCUCGGAACGAUGAGAUCUAGUACGGGAUUUGGUGGUUCCAAUGUCAGAUGAAAGAGACUGAAGACUGUACUUUCGUAGCGACAGAUAUCUACGCUGGAAUAACAUGUAUUUUGACGCCUUUCGACGACAUGAUGAAGAAGGGCGGAGACCAUGGGGAAUCUUCGGUGAUAAUAUGAGGCUUGAGCUCUUAACGGUAUAUUACCCCAGAUGCAUACAACGCCCGGUCAUCCCAGGGAGAAUUCCCCCCGAAGUCCAAUCGCGUAUGUAGCGGAAGAAUGACCGGCA